GUGCCGGCCGGUCGGAUGUCCGCGGAGGGCGGCGGCUACUCGCCGUGUCCGGCGGAGGCGCUGCCGGAACUGAGCGCCGCCGAGCUGGCGAUGAGCCUGUCGCCGAAGUCGGCCUUGCUGCAGCAGAACCUGUCGCAGCUGCAGCUCCAGCAUUCCACUCCGUUCUCCGUGACCGACAUCCUCUCGCCGAUCGAGGAGUACCGCAAGCUGGAGCUGGCCAACAACCCGCCUUCGCCGUACAGAUCGAACUCCUCGGGUAGCAGCAUCAACUCCCCGCUGGGGCCGUCGUGCGGCAUGGCGGGGAAUCCUUACGCCGUGCCGCUGUACGGCGGAGCCCCGGUGCAGGGCUACGGCUGCGCCCCCGCCGACCUCCCCCACUACGGGGACAUGCGCGGCGCGGGAUGGUACCCCGCCUCGAACGACCCCAGGUUUGCCAUUUCCAGGCUGAUGACCUCCACCUCUGGCGGGAUGGGCCACGUCAACAACAUGGGCGGGCUGGCGGCGUGCGCGGGACCCGAUGCGAAGCCAAUGCAAUUCCCCUUGGCGCAGAGACGGAAAAGGAGGGUGUUAUUUACGCAAGCUCAAGUCUACGAGUUGGAGCGGCGGUUCAAGCAGCAGAAGUACCUGUCUGCCCCGGAGAGGGAGCACCUCGCCUCGCUCAUACACCUCACUCCCACGCAGGUCAAAAUUUGGUUUCAAAAUCAUCGUUACAAGUGUAAAAGACAAGCGAAGGAGAAGGCGAUGGCGGAACAAAAUCAACAUAAUCAGUCAUCAUCAUCACCCCGACGAGUGGCGGUCCCUGUCCUGGUGAAGGACGGCAAGCCGUGCGGCUCUGGGGAGUCUUCCUCACCAGCGCACAGUCAUUGUGCCACCCCCACCUCCGGCUAUGUACAGCAGGGCUCCCAGGCCGCGUGCAGCAAUCCCCUGGUGUCUUCAUACCGACAACCCGCUGCCUACCAGCAGCAGUGCUCCGGCUACCUACCCCUACAGGGCAGGGCGUGGUAGAAAUUCCCCCAGCUUUACCACGAGACAAUGUUUAAAGAGGAGAUGUAUUUUGACUAAUUAGUCUUUUAC
Molecule: messenger RNA, 1074 nt
Organism: Amyelois transitella
Lineage: Eukaryota; Metazoa; Arthropoda; Insecta; Lepidoptera; Pyralidae
Product: homeobox protein Nkx-2.1
Exons: 7
Coding region: 16-1005 (329 amino acids)
Biological process (GO): regulation of transcription by RNA polymerase II; cell differentiation
Cellular component (GO): nucleus
Molecular function (GO): DNA-binding transcription factor activity, RNA polymerase II-specific; RNA polymerase II cis-regulatory region sequence-specific DNA binding
Source: RefSeq, a predicted model, not a curated record